Messenger RNA from Tricharina praecox, 462 nucleotides. RefSeq lists its product as uncharacterized. The coding region runs from base 101 to 406 and encodes 101 amino acids. Lineage: Eukaryota; Fungi; Ascomycota; Pezizomycetes; Pezizales; Pyronemataceae. The record is from RefSeq and is a predicted model, not a curated record. The transcript has a single exon.
CUAGGGAAGCUAGAGUGGAGUGUUGAGCACAAAGACGGCCAGUGACAGCAGACCGAUCCGCAGCGGUGGUGGUGGCCACAGUGGGCCAUCAUGGCCAUCCAUGAAGCUCAACCGGCCAUUCGGCAUCCGUCCUCGGAGCGCUCGUUCAGAGUUUUCUUUUCUUCUGCUGCUGCUGCUGCAAGUGCGAAGACAACAGCCGGUCCGGACCCUUGCGGACAGCAAAGCAAAGCUGCGUAAAGCAAAGCAUCAUCACCAUCAUCAUCACCAUCAUCAUCAUCACCAUGGAACACAAAACCAGGUCCACAAUCGCUAUUCACCGAAUAGGAGACACAUCUGGCCCUUGGGAUUCCUGGCCGAUAUGUACUCACCGGUUCACCUGUUCACCUGUUCACCUGUCCUCCCGUAGAGUACCAUAGGUUCAUGUACGGGACAAGUUGGCUGAAGGGGGGUUUUUUUUUCUCC